CGCUUCAGUUUCAUGCAAGUUGUCGGCCAGAGGAAAUUUUGCAAGUCAUGGUGGGCCAUUCAAACCAAGAGAGGAGUGACAACCAUAUAUAUAUAUAUAUAUAUUCUUAUAUAUAUAUAUAUAUAAGAAUUUAAGGGCGUAGAUAGCUGGAAGUGACUAAUGACCGUGGCCGUGGCCGUGUAAGCAUAUGGAGACAUUCUGAGUCAUUUGUAAGAAAACACUCCCUGAGCUGGACAAAGUUUUGAACGUGAAUGUACGCAAACAGAUACCUUGGAUAAAAGGUGGACAAUACUGAAGUGAUAAUUAUUUCAUCAAGGAUUAUAAUUUAUAUUACCUUUAUCUUUGGUUCUGUUUUUUUAAGACGCACAUGACUGGAAAAGGAAGACUACCCCUUUAUUUUGUGUCUUUCAUUUAAAUCUGCUUCAGUUUUAUAUUUUAUAAAAGACUGUUUGUAACCUAAAUCGGUUUGACUUUUAUUUGUGUGUCAUUUUUGUUUUUGCUUUUUAGUUUUUUUCUUUUCUUUUUUUGUUCCUUUGCAAAGAAAUGCUUUACUUGAAAAAGUACUUCACAGAGGGUCUUAUUCAGCUCACUAUCCUCCUGAGUCUAGUUGGGGUAAGGGUAGACUUGGACACUUACUUAUAUAAUCAGCUCCCCCCACUACGUGAGAUCAUCCUGGGCCCCAGCUCGGCCUACACCCAGACACAGUUCCACAAUAUCCGUAACACCCUGGACGGCUAUGGCAUCCAUCCUAAAAGUGUGGACCUGGACCAUUUUUUUGCCACUCGUCGGUUGCUGAACCAGGUGCGCUCGCUUGAUCAUCUGCGCGUGCCCAGCACCGAGCUGAGUGCCUGGCUGGUGCAUCGUGACCCUGAGACUGUGGUUUCAGCAACCAGCCAGUCUGGCCCCAGCAUUGCCCUGGACAAUGGGGGCAGCCUGGAGGACGUGAACAACGAAGCCUCAGCCAUGAGAGGGGCUGGAGGUGCUUCUGAGACAACUUACAGCCUCAGUGGAGAGGACAGUCUGGGAGCUGUGGCCCCUGAGGACAAUCAGGAGCAAGGGGAACGACAGAGCAAUGACGACCUCUCCAAAGAGGACAUUGACCUCAUAGACAUCCUUUGGAGGCAGGAUAUUGACCUUGGUGCUGGACGAGAAGUAUUUAACUAUAGCAGUCGACAGAAGGAUAGUGAGGCUGAUAAACCUAAUGAAGAGAAUGAGGAGGCAGGUGAAAGAGAGGAAAACUGGAGAAAUGGACUUAAUCUGCAAGCCGUGCAGAGCCUAACGCAUGUUGAUGGAGAGACAGGAGAGAGCAUACCUGAGGAGCUUACCAGUCUUGGUGCUCAAACUUCAUUAUCCCUGCAGGAAUGUCUGAGGCUUCUGGAGGCCACCUUUCCAUUUGGAGAGGAACCAGAGAUGAGAGAUCCAACUGAGGAAACUCCCUCUACUUCACAUGGGCUACCUAUUCAGCCCUCUCUAUCCCAGUCUGAUACACCACUAGACAUGGAGCAGCAGUGGCAGGACAUCAUGUCCAUAAUGGAGCUGCAGGACAUGGAGGUAAACAAUACUGCAGUAAACGUCACCAUGAAUAAUGACCCCAAUAAUAAUAAUGCCAACACUACAGAAUCCUCCACAAUGGGGAGUUUUAGUCUCCCACAAUCCAAUCUAAUUAAUCAGGAUGUUAGCCUCCACCAGGCUUCACUUCCCAGCUGCAGCCAGGACUUCCCAACACUCUUCAACCCUGAGUUGGAUUCCACUGGGGGGCAGCAGCCUACCUUAGUCAGGCUUUCUUCCAGCAAUUCCUCCAACAUCAAUUCAACAUUUGGAGCUACUAACCUUACUGGAAUCUUUCUCCCACCACCUCUAAACAGUACAACCAACAUAACCAACACUCCUGUACUGCCAGACCCUUUCUCCAGCCUGCUGGAAGAGUCUAUGCUUGACGAAAUUAGCCUGCUAGACCUUGCAAUGGAAGAGGGCUUUAGCCAAGCCCAGGCUUCUCAGCUUGAGGAUGAGCUUGAUUCAGACUCCGGUCUUUCAUUGGACUCCAGCCAUAGCCCGGCCUCUCCCAGCAACUCUGAGACAUCCUGCUCAUCUGCGGCAUCGUCCUCAUCUACUUCUGCCACAUUCUCAGAAGAAGGUGCUGUAGGCUACAGCACUGACUCUGAGGCAGCCACAGCAGAAGUGGAGGAAGGAGCAGUCGGAGGUUACCAGCCAGAGUAUAGCAAGCUGUGCCGCAUGAGCCACCAAGAUCCUUCUCAGUUCCAUGGCAUUCCACGUUUGGAAAGUGUCAAUCACAACCACACCUACAAUCUACCACUGGCAUCAUCCUACUCCGAGUGCUCUCUGUUGUGUGAGUCCAAUAACAAGAAAGGCAGAGACAAACAACUGCAGCAAACAAAGCUCCAUCCACCAUUAGACUGUGAGGACAGGCAGUCAAGCCGUGAUGAACGUAGGGCAAGAGCCAUGGACAUCCCAUUCUCGAAUGAAAAGAUCAUUAACCUGCCUGUUGACGAGUUCAAUGAGCUUCUGGCAAAGCAUCAUCUUAAUGAGGACCAGCUCGCCCUCAUUCGUGACAUCCGCCGGCGCGGAAAAAACAAGAUGGCAGCACAGAACUGCCGCAAGCGCAAGCUAGAUACCAUCCUUAACCUUGAGCAGGGCAUGCAGGAUCUACGAUGCGAUAAGGCUCGGCUGCAGAAGGAGAAGAUGGAGUGCCUUAAGUGCAUCAGCCAGAUGAAUCAGAAGUUUCAGAAACUUUACCAGGAAGUGUUUGCACAACUGCGGGAUGAGGAAGGCAGACCCUACUCUGCUAGCGAGUACUUUCUGCAGUGCAGCCCUGACGGUAGCGUUCUCCUCAUGCCUCGUAGUAUGACCACAGAACAAGGCAACAAGCCUGACAAGAAGCAGAAGGACAAAAAGAAGUGAGGAGCAUGAACUGCUGCCCUUUUUAUGUUUUGCAAAAGCACUACCAUAAAGUAUUUUAAAAGGCAAGGAAGCCUUUUUCUUUGAAAAGAAUCUAGCAAGGAGAAGAAAAUUGCAUCAAUUUAUUCCUACUCUUCCUGCUUUGGGUUUUUUGUGUUCCUUUUUAGUUCAGACAUUUUCUCCUGAAAGCAGCAUUAAAGCAAAUGUGCUUUAUGUAGAACUGAUUUUUUUCAUUGAUGUACAUGUAUUGAGAAGGAUUUGAGCAAAGGGCACUUUCAGAUGAAUGGAAAGAAUUGAGAAGAAUGUGAGGCCUUGGAGGGCAUAGGUCCAUCUUUAACAAAGGACACUGACAAGAUGCCCUUGUGAUAAAUUGGAAGAGCUGACAUGAUGGUCCCAAAAAAAUUAGCCAAUGAAAAUACACAUGAAACUAAUGUAUGUUGUUGACAAUGAGGAUGGAAGGAUUGUUAGAAUUUGUAGCAUUGGCCCAGGGCUAUGUUCUUUGGCCGUACCCUGGGAUCACAUUGGUGGUUGAUUAAGAACCCCUUGAUUUGGAGAGCUGGAAGAAAGAGCCUGCUAGGCUGAGCAUUAAAAAGCUAAAAGUAUUGAGAAGCCAAAAGAAAAUACAGGGAGGUCAAUACUAACCAAAGGUUGUGUUGUAUGACUCUUUUGUUCCCAUAACAAAAUCACACUGGUCAAAUAAUGGUGUUGAUUUAAAUUCACAUUUUCACUUCUAAAGAAUGAAAAUAGUACAUUUCUGUCAUUGGAUAGAAAUCUCACCAGAAAUAUCUCGGGACAUUCAAUGCCAUUUGUCAAGUAGCUGGGAGAACAUAACAAAUAGUAAUUUAGCUUUGAGGCUUAAGGAAAAUAAUUGGAUAAGAAGAGGUAAAGAUGGAAGAUGGAUGCACUCUGCAUUACUAAUAAAUCAGCUUCUGGACACUUUUCUGCACUAUAAAUCAACACUGUAGUUUGAUUAUAAGAUUUUGGUCUUUAACUUUUUUCCUCUUCUGUUGGGGAAAGUCCCUCCUGUCAGGUUUUUAUGUUAUUCUCCCAUGUGCAUACUAGACUUUUUAAAAAGCCUGUGAUGAGGAGUAGGGCGGGGCUGAGCCUUGAAGACACACGGCCUGCCCUGAAUCGGGCUAAUCAGCCGGAAGGGGGAUAAAGAUGAGACUGAGGCGCCAGGUCAAUGGAGAGAUAGAUGCAUGUGGCUGUGCUGCACAUUUGUUUAUGUUAGUUUUAAGUUUACCAUUAAACUUUAUGUUUAAUGUUCAGCCAAUUCCUGCCUCCUCCCUGCCCAUAUUUUAACUGUUACAGUGGUGCUGAAACCCUGGAAGGAGGAGGGAUGCGCUGUCGCAGAGUACUUGCCGCUUCCGUCCACCAAAGCAGCAGCCGUGGCUGUCUGACUGGGGAUGGAGGGUCCCUGCCGAGAGCCGGAGGACUCACUGUUGUCCGCAGGGGGAGGAGCAAGCUGGCGUCUGCUAGAGGGCAGAGGAGCGGUAGAGGACUGGGCGACAGUGUGUCCGGGAGCCGGCGAACAAGUUUUUCUCUCUCUCUCUCUAUGUUGCUCCGCCUUGCUCUUUCCCUCUCAACUGUCCCUCCACUCGUCUCUCCCAGGGCUCCAAAAAAGUGAGGAAGACCUGCCGGUAGGCACAGUCUGAAACGCAACGCCCCCACCCUCAAGGAAGGGAGGGGAAUGCGUCAUGCCGGGGGUCAGCCAUGCUGCACAUUUAUUUAUGUUGGUUUUCCCGCCUCCUCCUUUCCCAUCUUUUAACUGUUACAAAGCCAUUAGACAUUGGACACCUGGUAAGUGGCUUCCUAGUGUAUGCAUCUGAAUUAUGUGAUAAGUCUGGAGUUGUUGUUAUGUAAGAUUAACUGAAAUGAACUAAUUUGCUAAAGUUCAUUUUUAGCCUUUGUUGCAGGCCAAAAUGUUCUGUUGCGGGGUAUCUUAUGCCAGUGGUUUUCUUUCUGUUGUAGUGUUUUCUUCUUAAGGAACUAAUUUUAUUGUUAACAAAAAAUUUACAUUAGUUCCAGACACAGCUCAUUCUAAGGAAUCCAGAUAUUCCUUAGCUGGGUCAAACGUCUUAGAUUAAUGUGUGAUGUAAACCUCUGUCUCUCACUUUUAUUUUGCAAAUAUGUUACCCACUGCACAUACACACACACACUACUUCUACAAUAGUACCUUCAUUGUUAAUUGAGUGAGGUUUAAGCUGUUAGGUUUGUGCCAAUAAACCAACUGGAUUGUGCUUUAGUGCAGCCUAAGAAAACAGCUGACCUAGUCACUGGCAUAUCAUUGAAAUGGGGGGGGGGGGUCGACAGUAACACUGAUAUCAAUGUCCAAUAUACAUAAUGUUCAUCUUCAUUCUCUCCUGUAAGUCUCUGUCGCUUGCUUCUACACUGUUCAUAUAGUACCAUGUGGCACAGUCAGCAUCUAGUUUGGUGCAACAUGAAUAAAUAUGCAAGAAAAUUUUAUUUUUGUCUCCAAAAGGAUAAAGAGACAAUCUUUAUUUACUGGUUACAAAUAAUUAGUAUAGUUGGGUUAGAGAUAAUGAAAAAAGAUGAGCGAUUCAUUAGAUGAACUUUGAAUCCAUGUUACAAUGUCAUAACUACUUGUCUUUAAGCACUGUUCUUUUUGUUUGUCUUGUUUGUUUGUUAAUAUUUUUAUGUUCUGUUUGUCUCUUGUCCUGAUUGCUUGGUUUAGCCAGGCCCUUUUGCACCUUCUUUAAAUUUGCCUGUUCAGAGUAUUCCUAUUUGAUUAAUGUUGAGAGAUUUGCUGGCAAUCUGGAAUUGUUCUUUUAUUAAUUAAUAAACCUUUGUUUAAUUUACUUGUUUUUGUUUGUUUUUUAAGUGAAAAUUUUUGUAAUUCAACAAAAGGAACUCUUCUGUCAGAAAUAUGAAUUCAAAGCUGUCCACUGUGGGGUUGCAAAUUUAAGGGUCACUUGAAAAUCUGUUCAUUCUCCAUCACUCCCAUGUAAUCACAUGAAAAACUAAAGUGAUAUACAGUACAUUGUAUGUAUGGGGUAUUGAAAGCGAGCAC
Xyrauchen texanus (razorback sucker) is the source of this 5947-nucleotide messenger RNA. It is a transcript of the gene nfe2l1b, whose product is annotated as nfe2 like bZIP transcription factor 1b. Gene Ontology annotation, molecular function: RNA polymerase II cis-regulatory region sequence-specific DNA binding; DNA-binding transcription factor activity, RNA polymerase II-specific. Gene Ontology annotation, biological process: regulation of transcription by RNA polymerase II. The record is from RefSeq and is a predicted model, not a curated record. Gene Ontology annotation, cellular component: nucleus. The transcript is spliced from 6 exons. Bases 544 to 2919 code for a protein of 791 amino acids. Lineage: Eukaryota; Metazoa; Chordata; Actinopteri; Cypriniformes; Catostomidae.